CUCCGAAUCAUCUGAGCUCUUUAAAGAGCAAAGUACAACUGUAGAGCAAAGCAACUCUACAGGGCAAACUGAAGACAGGACUUUUUUCUGGUCAAUUUUCAGAUUCGGGAGCAAGAAUGUCCCAAACAGUCUUACCCGUGAACUCUUCAACACUUGUCAUCCAGAUUCAACAACCUACACAAGCAACACCAGCCGGGGCAGUGACAAAUGUUUCUGUGCCUGUUUAUGAACAGGUACUGAGAGUUUCACCUCUCCAUGGACUUCAGGCAUUUCUGGAAGGGCAGCCAAAAGCCCUUGGGACUGUCCAGAUAAUGAUUGGUCUGUUGACAUUCCUUUUUGGGAUCGUGUUGGCACUUCGUGCAGAAUCCAUCACAGUCUUUAGUGGUGUUCCUUACUGGGGAUCGAUCAUCUACAUUAUCGCAGGCUCACUCUGCAUUGCGGCUGAAAACAAACAUAAUUUACCCUCCGGUUUGCGAUUGGUAAAAGGUUCACUUGGAAUGAACAUUCUCAGUGUUUUAACUGCUGGUUCUGCUAUCGUUAUAAUUCCAAUCGAUUUGGCUCAAGGACCAAUGGACAGUAACUGCCACCAUUCUCAUUGUCAUGAGGAUGAGGAAAAGUAUAGGACCCUCUUCGGGGGAAUCGGUACUGUAUUGCUGAUAUUCGCCUUGCUUGAGUUUAUCAUCUCCAUCUAUGUGUCAGCAUAUGCUUGCAAAGUUGCCUGCUGCUGUUGUCCACGGGUGCCGCAUGUUCCUCAAGUUUCACCUCCACAGCCCUGUGAUUUCCAUAAUCCUAAGACCUCAGAGGUGUCUGUGGUCAGCAACCAUUACGUGCAUCACCAUACUGCAGACAGUCCUCCACAAUAUAGUGAAUCUCAAUAAAUAUGAACAGUAAAAAAGGGGGGCAGAAAUGUGAUCCUGUAGUUGAAGCUUUCGUGGGACACAGGAGUUUCCCAAUCAUUUCCUGUCCCUUACCGCUAAAGACCUGUCAAAAGGACAUGAAAUCGAAGUAGAUAUCACUUAAAGAGAUAAUAAUUGCAUUUUUUAUUAAGUAACAUAUGUA
This is a messenger RNA of Labeo rohita (rohu), 1059 nucleotides long. Its product is annotated as membrane-spanning 4-domains subfamily A member 4A. NCBI's taxonomy places the organism in Eukaryota, Metazoa, Chordata, Actinopteri, Cypriniformes, Cyprinidae. The record is from RefSeq and is a predicted model, not a curated record. The coding region runs from base 117 to 878 and encodes 253 amino acids. The transcript has 8 exons. Gene Ontology annotation, cellular component: membrane.